Molecule: messenger RNA, 2703 nt
Organism: Thalassophryne amazonica
Lineage: Eukaryota; Metazoa; Chordata; Actinopteri; Batrachoidiformes; Batrachoididae
Gene: rundc1
Product: RUN domain containing 1
Exons: 6
Coding region: 217-1932 (571 amino acids)
Source: RefSeq, a predicted model, not a curated record
UACAACAGGUGGCGGUAGUUCACCCUCAAGCUGCACGUCAACUGCCCGACAUACAAGAAGAAGUAGAAUGGCCAAGUCACGUGGUUUGGGCUCUGAAUCAUCCUUCCCAAGAUGGCCGUCCACCUGGUUCGUCGGUGGUGAUCUGUGUUAUUGUUUUCUGCGCAGUUUAGGAAAAGCUGAGGACAGUAUCGGACAGGGAGACAGCUGUCGGUCCUGAUGUCCACCGAGGAGCUGUCAGCCUCGGACAGUGAGGGCGGGCUGGCUGGUGCCGGGGAGCGCUGGGCGCCGGUGGGCGCUGUGGCCAGUCCGGAGGAGGAGAGCGGGAAGCCGAGCGGCGGCCAGCCGGGACAGAGAGCCUCCGCGGCGCCCACCGAGGGGCAGAUGGCCUUCAGGCUGAAGAAGCUGGAGGAGGAGCAGGAGCUGCUGAACUCGUCUCUGCUCGCCCUGACCUCACACUUCGCUCAGGUUCAGUUCCGCCUGAAGCAGAUCGUCCACGCGCAGAGCGAGGAGAAGGAGAGGAUGCUGGCCGAGCUGGAGGAGUUCGCCUUCAGGGGCUGCCCGCACGUGGUGGGCUGCAGGGCCGGGGACCCCACGCAGGUGGAGAACACGGCUGAUCUGAGUGAGAGAGAAAAGAGGGAGCGCCUGGAAGCUCAAAGAGAAAAACAGAAGGAUCUCAUUUUCCAACUGAAGACCCAGCUGGAUGACCUGGAGCGCUUUGCAUACCAAGAGGGCAGCUAUGACUCUUUGCCGCAGUCGGUGGUGAUGGAGCGGCAGAAGGUUAUCAUUGACGAGUUGAUCAAAAAGCUUGACGUGAACCUGAACGAGGACAUCGGAAACUUGACGCCGGAGGAGCUCAGACAGCGAGUGGAUGCAGCCAUUGCUCAGAUCGUGAACCCAGCCAGGGUCAAAGAACAGCUGGUGGAACAGCUCAAAACCCAGAUCAGGGAUCUGGAGAUGUUCAUCAACUUCAUCCAAGAUGAGGUUGGGAACCCACUUUUGUCAGAUGGUGAAAACAUCCGUCAGUCAGAACCAGCUGGGACCCGUUCCAGAGGUCCUGGGGUGAAGAAAGUGGACACAGAACAAGCCCAGAGGAAGCGAGAGACCGGGUUGCAGCUGAUCCAGAAGGCCCUUGCAGUGCUGCAGAUCUUCGCUGCCAGCCAGUUUGGCUGCGCGACCGGCCGCGUUCCCCAGAGCAUGUGGCCUCAAGACUCGACGGGCCAGGACUAUGGACCGCUGCUGCAGCUCCUGGAGGCGACUGUUGAAAAGGUGCGAGUUCUGGCAUCGUGCAGGCAGCCUUCUCUUGAGCAUGUUGUCAACUACACCAGCAACUCGGCUCUGAGGCCCCGAGAUGAGCUGACGACGUCCGUGAGGAAGGAGCUGUCCAUGGCGCUGAAGGAGCUGCUGGCUCAUGGUCUCUACAGUCCGUCUCAGGCCGUCAGCCUGGUCCUGGCUCCCAUCUCCUGCCUGCUGCCUUACCCAUCAGCCCCACAGCACAUGCACCCCUGGGAACUCUUUGUUAAGUACUACCACUCCAAAAAUGGGCCGGCUUUUGUGGAGUCACCUGCCCGCCAGCUCUCACAAUCCUUCAGCCUGCCUGUAGGGGGCGGCCCGGUGACUGUCACUCCCAAACAAUCGCUGCUCUGGGCCAUUCACACAGUUCUGAAAGAGCACGGACGCUACAAGCGAGGACCAGAUACGGAGUUGAAAGCCCUGGUGUGCAUGGCUCUGAACGAGCAGCGCCUGGUCUCGUGGCUUAACCUGCUCUGUAAGUCAGGGACACUGAUACACCCACAUUACCAACCCUGGAGCUACAUGGCCCAGACCGGCUUUGAAGGCGCCCUGCGCAUCCUGGGCCGGCUCAGCCACCUCAAGUUCAACCUGCCCGUAGAUCUGGCUGUUCGGCAGCUGAAGAACAUUAAGGAUGCUUUCUGAAGUGGCACCAAAAUUCUGUCAAUCAUACAUCUACAUGUAAUGACCAAAACUACCUAAAAACCGAGGUGCACGGUUCUAACGUCUGCGGUAAAAAUGCAUGCCUGAUUGUAACGUCUUUGUCAAUCAGCUUCAGCCAAAAACUACUACGAGUUGCAUAGUUAGCAUAUGCAAACAUGUGGGUGACAACACCAUCUGUCCAGUCAACAUGCCUUAGAAUGGGGAUUUAGAGAAUCUCAUCUCCAGCGGAGCAUUUGUGACCUUUGUGACCUUUGCUCGUGGACUUGUUCCCCUGUGUACACCAUAGUGUCCUGACCUAUGCAGCAGAUGUGGGAGUGGCUAGGCUGUGCACUAAUAUGUGUUAUCAUGUGACUGAUGACAGAUCUCGACUGUUUGUAGCGUAUUGGUUGUUCAUGCAGUCCUCAGAUCGACUUGAAAUCAGUGCUUUUGUUACGAGCGUGGCUACAGGUAGGAAACUGGUAUCUGAUGUGGUGGUAACUACAGGUACGAGACAUCUCCUUGCAUUCCCAGCGGGAGUACCGCGUGUGUGGUGCUACAACAGAACCUGGUAGUAUUUUUUUUUCUAAGUCCCGCCCACACACGUUGGGUUCAGGGUGGGUGGUACACCAGUGUCAUUACUGGUGUGAUAGUGUUUAUUCCACAAUAAGGAUUGUGCAAUAGGGUCAACCGUAUGGGCUGAGAAGGUACUGCAGGUGGGCCGUGAGACUUCCUUCAAUAAAUAAACACAACUUUGAUUUUAAGUUUUGUAAUAAA